Molecule: messenger RNA, 978 nt
Organism: Camelina sativa (false flax)
Lineage: Eukaryota; Viridiplantae; Streptophyta; Magnoliopsida; Brassicales; Brassicaceae
Source: RefSeq, a predicted model, not a curated record
AUGUCGGCCACGAGUGAGACUAUUGCUAUUGUCAAUACUCCUCAACUCCUUAGCGUUAAUAUAUCUAACGUCACGAAACUCACUGCUUCCAACUUCAUCAUGUGGAGCCGCCAGGUUCAUGCUCUCCUUGAUGGAUAUGAUCUCGCAGGUUACAUCGAUGGAUCUGUCAUUGUACCACCUCCUACCGUUACUACCGACAGUGUAACGACUACCAAUCCUGACUACACGUUGUGGAAACAUCAGGAUCGCUUGCUCUACAGCUCUCUUCUAGGCACCAUUGUCACCACUGUCCAACCUCUCCUUUCCCGAGCUACCACGUCCGCCGAGAUAUGGACUACACUCACCAACACCUAUGCUGCACCAAGUCGCAGUCACAUUCAACAGAUCCGUCACCAGAUCCAGGCGUGGAAGAAAGGUACCAAACUGGUGGAUCACUAUUUCCUUGGUCUUACAAUGCGGUUUGAUAAGCUUGCGGUGUUGGGUGCUGCCAUGGCUCAUGAAGAUCAAGUUGAGGCUGGGUGGGCAUUCGGGUACCCUUUCGGGUUUCGGGUCGGCCCUAAACUUGAGGGUAGGGAGAAAACACCAACUCUCCCUGAAGUUUACGAAAAACUUCUACACCAUGAGGUUAAACUCCAGACCAUUGCCGCUACUUCUCCACCGUCCUUCCCAGCCACUGCCAAUGCGGUCAAUUUUCGUGGUGGUUCCUCUGGUGGCUUUGGUAAUCGCAAUCAGCUACGCAACAAGCAACAAUACCGGUCCAACUACUCGACUCCCAACCAGACUGGUGUGUCUCGUCCGAACAAUGGCAUGUCCCGUGGCUAUCAAGGUAGAUGCCAGAUCUGUGGCAUUCAUGGUCAUAGUGCUCGAACCUGCUCUCAGCUUCAUCAAGGCGGUUUUACAAGCCACCCUCGUGCUUAUGCUCCUUGGCAACCACGGGCAAAUCUUGUCACCGGGUCCGGUUAUGAUGUUCAUCCUUAG